Messenger RNA from Cordyceps fumosorosea ARSEF 2679, 435 nucleotides. RefSeq names its product Phosphotyrosyl phosphatase activator, PTPA. The record is from RefSeq and is a predicted model, not a curated record. Gene Ontology annotation, cellular component: protein phosphatase type 2A complex; cytoplasm; nucleus. Lineage: Eukaryota; Fungi; Ascomycota; Sordariomycetes; Hypocreales; Cordycipitaceae. The transcript has a single exon. Gene Ontology annotation, molecular function: protein tyrosine phosphatase activator activity; peptidyl-prolyl cis-trans isomerase activity. The coding region runs from base 1 to 435 and encodes 144 amino acids. Gene Ontology annotation, biological process: mitotic spindle organization.
AUGUAUUUUUCCGCCAUUGGCUUCAUCAACGACAUUAAAAAAGGCCCGUUCUGGGAGCACAGCCCGAUGCUGUUUGACAUUUCGGGCGUCAAGGACGGCUGGGGCAAGAUCAACAAGGGUAUGAUUAAAAUGUACAACGCCGAGGUCUUGUCCAAGUUCCCCGUCGUACAACACUUUUCCUUUGGUUCACUGUUCUCAUGGGAAAAGGACCCCAACGCGCAGGUCGCAGCUGGCUCAACUGCAUCUGCAACUACGACUACGCCAGCCGGAGGCGUAACAGCACCUUGGGCUCAAACACCAAGAAUUCCCCCAGGUACUGGAGGGACGAUGGCGCCGACAACUCGAAUGCCGCCACCUACACAACGACCUGGACCUCCGACCAGCGAUGGACAGCCGGGCGGGAUGCCACCGACGAAAGCGCCAUGGGCCAAAUAG